Messenger RNA from Perognathus longimembris pacificus (Pacific pocket mouse), 3189 nucleotides. RefSeq names its product family with sequence similarity 120B (gene Fam120b). Bases 357 to 2684 code for a protein of 775 amino acids. Lineage: Eukaryota; Metazoa; Chordata; Mammalia; Rodentia; Heteromyidae. Gene Ontology annotation, cellular component: nucleus. The transcript has 9 exons. The record is from RefSeq and is a predicted model, not a curated record.
UUUGGGUUAGUUCCAUAUUUUAGCCACGACAAAUUAUGCUGCAAUGAACAUAGUUGUGCUGGUGGCUUUAGUGUGGUGCCAAUACUAGUUUUACUGAAAAAAAUCUUGUAAGAUUGCUGUGCUGAUAUUGACCUUGUGAACAUUCAGCUCCACUAAGUAAAUUGUGCUUAAAGUACCUCAUGUGUUUCAAUUAAAAACUCUAGGUUUCUAGCCAGAUGUCAUGUUAGUUCAGUGAUAUAAAGUUUUUUAUAUUAAAUAUUGUAUUUACUUUGAGAAAUGCCAUAUGUCUAGUGAUAAUGCCAUAGUCACUAAUUACAGAUUUAUUUUUCUUUGCAGAUCCUUUCCAGUGUUCAGUUAUGGGUGUGAGAGGUUUGCAGGGAUUUGUUGGAAGUACCUGCCCACAUAUAUGUACAGUAGUAAAUUUCAGAGAGCUGGCAGAGCACCAUCGAAGCACAUACCCAGAAUGUACUCCUACCAUUGUGGUGGAUGCCAUGUGUUGUCUCCGAUAUUGGUAUACUCCGGAAUCUUGGAUCUGUGGUGGCCAAUGGAGAGAAUACUUUUCUACUUUGCGUAAUUUUGUUCAAACCUUUACAGAUGUUGGUAUUAAGUUGGUAUUCUUCUUUGAUGGUAUGGUAGAGAAGGAUAAGAGAGAAGAGUGGGUGAAGAGGAGACUUAAGAACAACAGAGAGAUAUCCAGAAUUUUCCAGCAUAUCAAGUCACACAAGGAGCAGCCAGGCAGAAACAUGUUUUUUAUUCCUUCUGGGCUUGCUAUAUUUACACGGUUUGCUUUGAAGACCCUAGGUCAGGAAACUUUGUGUUCUUUACAGGAGGCAGAUUAUGAGGUGGCUUCCUAUGGUCACCAGCACAACUGUCUUGGGAUUCUUGGGGAAGACACUGAUUACUUGAUUUAUGACACUUGUCCAUACUUUUCAAUUAGUGAGCUCUGCUUAGAGAGUCUUAACACGGUCAUGCUUUGCCGAGAGAAGCUCUGUGAAAGUUUGGGCCUCCAGGUAGCAGACCUUCCUUUGCUGGCAUGCUUACUUGGCAAUGAUGUUGUUCCAGAGAGCAUGUUUGAGACUUUUCGGUACAAGUGCUUGUCUUUCUACACUUCUGUGAAAGAGAACUUUGACAAAAAAGGCAGUGUUAUCUUAGCUGUGUCAGACCACAUAUCUAAGGUUCUUUACUUGUAUCAAGGUGAGAAAAAAUUGGAAGAGAUGUUACCAUUGGGAUCAAACAAAGCUCUCUUUUACAAAGGAGUGGCAUCAUAUCUUUUGCCAGGACAGAAAUCGCCAUGGCUUUUCCAAAGACCCAAAGGUGUAAUAAUGGAAAAGCAAGUAAUACUCAUAAAUUCAGAAUCCGAAUCCAAGCAAGAGGUUCCCAUAUGUGCAGAGCCUGAUUCCAAGCAAGAGGUUCCUGUAUGUGCAGAUCCUGAUUCCAGGCACGAAGUUCCCAUGUGUACAGAUCCCGAUUCCAAGCAAAAAGACCUCAUGUAUACAGAUCCUGAUUCCAAGCAGGAAGUUCCCAUGUGUAUAUCUGAAAUCAAGCACAAAUUACCUGUGGGAACAGAUUCUGAAUCGGAUCCAGAAGCACCUAUGUGUAUAUACCCUGAAAUUAAAGAAGAAGACCUUAUGAAUACAGAGGCUGAAAUAAAGCAAGAAGUAACCAUGGUUUCAAACCAUGAAAUUUUAAAGAUUGCUAGGAUGCAUCAUGUACAUGCGGAAAGCUACCUGGUAUACAAUAUCAUGAGUAGUGGAGAGAUUGAGUGCAGCAACACCCUGGAGGAUGAGCUGGACCAAGCUCUGCCUAGCCAGGCCUUCAUCUACCGUCCCGUCCGGCAACGGGUAUACUCACUCUUACUGGGAGACUCUAAAGAUGGAUCUAGCACUGACCCAGUUGUCAAAGAGUGGUUUGUCUACCCUGGGAAUCCGCUGAAGCACCCAGACCUUGUCAGGCCUCUGCCAAUGACUAUUCCAGGGGGAACACCUACUUUGGAAGUUUUGUGGCUGAAUCUAGAACCAGCAGCACAGGACAAGCGCCUGGACACACUGCUAGCUUGCUUCAACCUCUCUUCCUCAAGAGAAGAACUGCAGACAGUUGAAAGCCCAUUGAGAGCUCUGUGCUGCCUCCUGAUCUACCUCUUUGUCCAGGUAGACACACUUUGUCUGGAGGAUUUGCAUGCAUUUAUUGCUCAGGCCUUGUGCCUCCAAGGAAAAUCAACUGCCCAGCUUGCAAAUUUACAGCUAGAUUACAUCAGUCCCAGAGCUGUACAGCUUGGAUCCCUCUUUAUCCGUGGCCUCACCACCCUGGUGCUGGUCAACAGUGCAUGUGGCUUUCCCUGGACAAUGAGUGAGUUCUUGCCUUGGAACGUGUUUGAUGGCAAGCUUUUUCAUCUGAAGUACUUACAGUCUGAAAAGGGAUAUUCUGUGGAGGUUCUUUUGGAACAAAAUAGAUCUUGGCUCACCAGAUUCCAAAACCUGAAAGCAGUGAUCUGCAAAGUUUGUGGAAAGGAGAACCGACGCAUUGUGGGCAAAUCACACUGGACCUCUCACCACACAGGGAGAUGGGGGAGACAGGGCUCCAGUUCCCACAGAACAAGCCCCACAUACAGCCAUUCCAGACAAGGACAGCCAUGGAGAGACCAAGGAAGCAAACCUUACGAGCAUGACCAUUGGAGAAGGUACUAGGCCUCAUCCAGGUAAGCUCCUCCCUCGCCUGCAUCUUUGGAAGAAUUGGUGAAAGCUCUGCCUUCAUAGCUGAAUCUUCUACACUGAGUUCUGGGAGUUUGCAGAGUUUACUUGGUGCUUUCUUUGCUGGGAUAGCCACCUUUAGUGCAAGACAUCGUUGCUUCCUCUAGAAAGAAUACAGAGAGAAGAAGAAGGCGGUCAGCUUUGAGAUUUCCUCUGACCAUGUCCUCCUGCAGAGCAGUCCUCAAGAGAGAUGCUUUCCCAGCCUCAUCCACAGAGACAGAGCAACUGGGACCAGACACACUUGAAAAAGAAGGAAAAAUGCUCUUUUCGUUAUUUAAAAAAAAAAAAGCAUUUGAUGAGUUAUUUUCACAGACUAUGCUUGAUUCCAUGCCCCAAAGCAGUGGUUGCUAUAGGAUCAUGUAUGCUAUCUCUGUCUUUGCUUCCAGUACAUAAUACAUUGUUGAUGUUUUUCUUUAAAAAAAUAAAUUGGAAUUUAACUGUA